GCCAUUUCGUGUCCACUGGUUUCAAGGUGAUACAAACGAGCUGCAGUCGUAAGCGGAUCUUUACCUACUCACGUUAAAACAGCAUUGAAUUUUACUCAUUUUUAGUAUUAAGCUCCUGUUUUUGAAGCCACUUUUUUGAUCAGCGGCAGAUCUACUCAGAUGAAGAACUGGCACUGACAAAGGCAAAACGAGUCCUGACUUCUGCUGCCUUUGCUUGGUUUUGCUUGGCAGCCUGUCCCCCCAUUUUAUGCACCUCUUGGGUUUCUCAAAAACCCAAAUAAAGUAUUAAUAUUCUGAGGUGUGGUACUGUAGGUGUCUCCCCGCAGUCACUGACGCCAUCUCUCAUAGUUCCUCGACGACCCUCUUCUCUCCAUCAGAGUCAGACAGGCAGGCAGACUUCCACCAACCCAAGUACAGACAUGAUGGACUGGUCAUCAUCCUCCACCUCCAGCCUGAUGGCCAGCAGCAACGUGACCAACAAGACUGACCCCCGCUCCAUCAACUCCCGCAUCUUCAUUGGCAACCUCAACACCCUGCUGGUUACUAAGGCCGACGUGGAGGCCAUCUUCUCCAAGUAUGGAAAAAUCGUCGGCUGCUCUGUCCACAAGGGCUACGCCUUCGUCCAGUACUCCAAUGAGAGGAACGCCAGGGCCGCCGUGGCUGGAGAGGACGGUCGCAUGAUCGUGGGACAGGUCUUAGACAUCAACCUGGCAGGCGAGCCGAAGCCUCACAGAUCCAAGACAGUGAAGCGCUCUGCAGGAGACAUGUACAGGUAUUACUACGAUAGGAUGUACUCCUACCAGUCCAGAGUGCCUCCUCCUCUUCCGCCCUUGUCCCACUCUGUUGUCCCCUCAAAGCGUCCCAGGGUCAGUUUAAGCCCAGGAAGGAGCCGGCGAACCAAAACUAGCUUCUCCUUAUCCUCCAAAAGCACCCAAAGGACCUCACGUACAAUGAAAGUAGAUGAUCUGCAGACCAUCAAGAGAGAGCUCACACAGAUCAAACACAAGGUGGACUACCUGCUGGAGAGUUUAGAACGCAUGGAGAAGGACCACAGCAAGAAGUCAGAGACAAAAAGCUCCAAGCCGGAGCCCGGUGAGGUGUCCCCACUACACUCAUCUACCUCCAGCAAGAAGGAGGACAGCCUGAAGCGGGACAGAGAGAGCCAGGAGCUGAACGACUCCGAGGAAGAGGGAGAUCUGCUGGAGGAUGAAGAUGAGAUGAAAAGCAGAGGGAGAGAGGAGGAUGAGGAAGAGGAAGGCGAGCAGGAGGAAGGAGAGGACGAUAGCACUAACGGAGAUGAGCCCUAAACACUGCACAGGCAGACAGAUAUCACCACACCAGACUUGCACACAGCAGUCAUGUGCUCAUAUCUGCUGAAUUGACUGGACAUUUAUAUAAACUGUAUCAUAGAUAUUUCUGUCUCUCACACACAUGUACAAAUUCAUAAACCUGUCAUGUACUUGUUUCUGGAUUUUCUUUUAAUUUGGUAAUUUCACUUUCUAUAUGUUUGUGAUGCUUUAUAUUUGCCUUUUUAUAGAUGUGUUCUGGCAUUGGAUAAAUGCUAAUGGGGAUAUGUUAGAUUUAGACAAAAUGUUACUUCAGUUUGAUGAAUGUAUCCUAUUGUAUUUUUGAACUCAGAGCUAUGAGCCUCGACAGUAUAAAAAACAAAGGGAAAGAAAAAAGCUAAGUCCCUGCUAGUUAUUGGUUUUAUAUGAAUGGGUUGAUUAGUUGCCAAACAUUUUACAAACUACCACCUAGAGGUGGCUGCCAUUGAAACAAAACUGGAAUACAAGGACACCCAUGUGUAACGGUUUGCAUUUAAAGUCAGUUCUGCAACAAAUACCAGAUAUGGUACUACAGCCCAGGUUUACUGUAAACAUGCUGUCAUCUGCUUCCUAACCAGCAGGUGGCAGUGUAUCAUAACAGCCAACCACACAAAAGGCCACAGGAACAUUUGUGUUAUUCACAAACAAACAAAAACAUCACCUUCAGCUUAUCAGAUAAUAACAUGAGCAUGUAUAAAAUCUAAUGUAGGACUGUGCAGAUGCUUCAACAAAAUCCUCCUUGUUCUGAAAAUAUUUUUGUUUGUUGCAGAGGUGUUACAACCUUAGUCGACCUUGACUUAUGUAAUGCAGUGACACUCCAUGGCUGUUUCUGCUGAUGUUCUGUUUGCCAUUUGACUGCACUGGUGAAAGUGAAUAAACACAUUUUCUAAGUUGCACCAUGUAUCAGGUUUUGGCGCAACCCACAUGGAAUGUGUUCAGCUGCGGGUCGUUUGUGUGAUGGGUAUGUGCAGAUUAUAAAAGGUGGAUCUAUGCAGUGAAAUUAUGGGUUGUACAACAGGAUGAGGGUGUGAAUUUAAGCAUGUUGGGUGGGUGUUGGGUGAGCAGAGAAGACAUGUUUAAGCUUGAGGUGUUCUAUUAUCUUGUUAGAAACUCUUGCUAGGUUGAUAUUACCUCACAUACUUUUAGAUCUAUCCAUCCAUGCACGUAGUGUGGCUUUUAAAUUCCCAGGUCUUGAAGUAUUUGUCUUUAAGAUUCUAAGCUUUGGGAGACCUAAACAGGAACUAUGUUACCGCUGAGUCGAGCACCUGUGGGUUACAACUUCAGUCCUGCAUUAGCCUCUGUUUAUUCACAUUGUGACAAACUUGCAUCAUUAAAAGUCAAGUGAAUUAGCUCUUAAUAUUUACUGUUUGCAAUGGACCUGUAAAUGUACUGACAGUUAUCACUGCAUUACUUUGAUACAAGAAAACUUGAAAAUGUGGUGCUUCUCAGGCAAAUUCCAGAAUGAGAUGCUUUGAAUGGUAAGUCACACUGAAUCUAAAAAGGUCUCAUGUCUGUGUCCAGAUUUGAAAUGUCUAAUUUAGCAAUUAGGCACUUCAGCUUUUAAAAUACAUUUUAAGCGCUUUAUACCUCCUGACAGUACCUUCGCCUCAUGUCUCUCCCUCCAUGGUCCCGUUCAACUCUCCUCACAGUUUGAAGUGCUCUGU
Monopterus albus (swamp eel) is the source of this 2989-nucleotide messenger RNA. RefSeq names its product heterogeneous nuclear ribonucleoprotein C (gene hnrnpcb). NCBI's taxonomy places the organism in Eukaryota, Metazoa, Chordata, Actinopteri, Synbranchiformes, Synbranchidae. Gene Ontology annotation, cellular component: nucleus. The record is from RefSeq and is a predicted model, not a curated record. The transcript is spliced from 11 exons. Bases 420 to 1307 code for a protein of 295 amino acids. Gene Ontology annotation, molecular function: RNA binding.